This is a messenger RNA of Cylindrotheca closterium, 3819 nucleotides long. Lineage: Eukaryota; Bacillariophyta; Bacillariophyceae; Bacillariales; Bacillariaceae. The record is from the annotation of a GenBank genome assembly.
AUGCAAACAUGCCAAGCAUUUCAUUUCUACAGGCAGGUACAAAAGCCAGCAACUCACGUUCAACGACGAAUUUCCACGAUACGGAAUGGAAGACAUCCGGACUUGCACGGCCGUCGAAGCUUGUCACAAGCUAGCUUUCCUAUCAGUCUAUUGGCAUCUAGUAGUAAUGACGAUAUUACCGAACAACUUUCUUCGCUAUACGAUGAAAUCACAAGACUGAACAAUGGAUCACCUGUGAAUGUCAGAAGUCCAAAACAAGUGUCGACUGCCAUUUUUGGAAGUCCUCAGACGGCCACAAAAUCGAUACUGAUGCAGGUGGCCAAUGCUGGCAAUGACAAUUAUUCAGCUUAUAGCGAUUUAGAAGAGGAAAAGAAGGAGCUUGCACGAUUAGUUUUGGAGUAUCGGGAGUUGAUGAAUCAUAGCAGGGCCACUUCAGAAGUUAAUAACGAUUCUGAUCCGAAUGAUAUGCUCAAGGUAGCCAGCGAAAAUCUGGAACAAGCGGAAGACUCCUUGAAUUCAGUGGAUGUGCAAGACACGCAAAAUAAAAUGGUGACUACAGACGAUCUUGUGGAAUCCUUCUUCUCCGCAAAACAGUCCAAGAUUGAUCCAUAUUGGAAAGAACCACUUUCUAAGCUGUCCAAGUCUACCGCCCGAGCAUUGCUCGAACAAUUGGACCCAUUCCAAUGUCCUAUGGGUUAUGAUCCAAGCGCAGUCCCUCGUGGAAGUAUCAAGAAACCAGCUGCCACAACAACGGCUGGAAAGAAAGGAAGCUUUCUAUCGUUUUGUCGCCAACAAAAGCAAGAAUACCCCCAAUGCGUUCUUCUUGUCCGGUGUGGUGACUUUUAUGAAACCUUUGGUCUCGAUGCGAUUAUGUUGAUCGAGCAUUUAGGCCUGAAUUCGAUGGCUGGCAAGGCAAGAGCUGGCUGUCCAUACCGAAAUAUUCAGCCCACUCUAAAUGGACUGACGCAGGAAGGAUUUACAGUGGCAGUGUUUGAAGAGACUGGAUCCGUGGGAAACAACAAGCUCAAGUCACGAUUCCUUUCGCAGAUUGUUUCCCCUGCCUCACCAACGUAUUUGUAUGACAAUUGGUUGCUGGGAGGAGGGGAUCACACCCAACAUGGUUCGCUGGAAGGAUUGCCUCCUUCGAGGCCAUGCGUUGGGAUUGUGCAAACUGCAGCUGGGUACAACUUAGUCGAAGUUUCGCUGGAGGAAAGAUCAGUGGCCUACUCCGAACGGUUGACUGCAGAAGCCGUGGCUUGUCGCCUCGCGGCGUAUCCUCCAGCCGAUCCAUUGAUCUUCAUACCAUCUACUGCUAUGGAUCAUGUAGCGUCGAAAGGACAACAGUUGCCCUUCCUAUCAAAUGCAAGAUCUACGACAAUCGGAAGUGACGGUGAGCAAAUUGUUGAGUCAUCAAUGGGUGGGUAUCGUCUUAGAACUCGGAUAUUACCUGCGCACUUGAUUCAGAAACCAUUGGAAGGGAUUUCGGACUCGGAUCGAUACAUCAAAGCUGUGGUUGAUAAUUUGGUGGACAUUAACUGGGCGCACUUUGAUCAGACUGAAAAUGAUGAGGUAUCCAACGAUCGACCCACUGUUGACGACUUUGUUGUUUCCUUGGCGUCCACUGCAACAAACCCACUUUAUGUCGAAACAGCAAACCAGCUGGGGCUUUUAGACAAUCCCAGUAUUCCGUCUCUGGCAUCUUACGUUUUAGACGAAGCAGCACCUGCCCCCACGCGGCAUUUCCUCAAGCGAUACCUCCUCGUGCCUCCACCUCCGUCGAUUGCCAGAUCCAUGUCAGAAUUAGUCGAAUCGCUGUUGAAUCCAUAUGCCAAUCCACUUCCCCCAUUGACAGUCCCACCCAUUGGAAAGGUUCUAAGUCUGAUUCGCGCUGGGCAGGCAUCCGCCAACAUCUAUGGCGAGCUGCUUCAAACUCUGUCCAAUGUCGAACUCGUUCUCGCUGAGAAAAAUGGUGGACUUCCGACAGCAGCUCUGUUGGCACUCUGCGAACACGAAAGUGGCAUCCCUUGCUCAAGAGACUCUCUUGUUCAAAGGUGUAAUAAUGCAGUGGCUGUUAUUGAAUCUGUGAUUAGUUCCAUCUACCAUGUCACCAAUUCCGGUGUUUCGGAAAAUGAUCGUUUUGACUCAAUUACCAUGGACGAUUUCGUUUCUGAUGCCUUUUUCGAACGCAAUGAGGCACCUUGGCGUGGAAGGAUUCAACGAAAAGUUGCAAUGAAAACCUACAGUAGAGUUGAAAAUGCAGCACAGAAUUUCCGACAUGCGUUGGCUAGUGACUUCAUAUCGGAUUCGGCUUCCAACAAAGCGCUCAUCAUUCACGACUUUUACAACAACUUGAUCGCACUCAAACAAAUACCCAACACCCAUCUCAAGAAAGAAGACUACUUUCAUCCAAAGGAUAGGAACGGAAAGCUGCUGCGCAAUCGGUACACCACCACCAAAGUGCAAACUGCACUUGACGAGUAUAUUGCUGCUUGUGAUCAAGCCUGCGAGGAAGUUUCAACUAUCCUCUCAAACCUAUCGAAAAACAUUCAAGAAGAGGGACACAUUCCAGCUAUCGUCCAAGCGUCGCAUCUAAAUCUUAUUCUUUCUACAGCAUACCAUCAUGCAGUCAAGGCAUCCAAACAGAAAUGGAAUCUUGCCGAAGUUUUGGACGACACUGAAGAAUCGAAUAUUGCUGAAACAGGAACUAUGCAUAUGAAGGACGUUUGGCCAUACUGGAUGCCAAAAACCCAAGCAGUACCGAAUACUUUCGAUUUAAAUGGUCUCUUUCUGCUUACAGCUCCAAACAUGAGUGGUAAAUCUACCAUAAUGAGAUCCACUGCGGCCGCAGCUCUGCUUUCCAUUUGCGGAUUCUGUGCUCCUCUCAGCCGUGGUUCCAGAAUUCCACGAUUUGACACCCUUUUCCUGCGAGGUGCGUCUGCUGAUGUACCGACGGAAGACAAAUCUGCAUUUGGUGCAGAAAUGGGUGACAUUGCUGCCUUGAUGCGAUGCUGUGGACCGAAGUCCUUGAUUUUCGUCGAUGAACUAGGCCGGGGCACUUCGCCGAGGGAUGGGACAAGAUUGGCGGGAGCAGUUCUUGAGGCCAUGGCACAGCAACGAAUGAAUGGUAUCUUUGCUACACAUUUGCAUGAUAUUUUGGACCUUCCUUUGAAUUGGAAGGAUCGAAUAGCGAACAAGCGCCUCGCUUUAGAGGAGGACGAUGGGUCAUACAAGUGGACCUAUCGAUUAGAGGAUGGGGUUUGCAAAGAUUCGUUGGCGCUGGUUACUGCUGCUCGAUUCGGAGUCCCCGAUGAAAUCAUUCGCCGAGCUGAAGAGUUGGCUCAGUACUUGCCGGAGGCUGGCAAUGUUGCCAUUCCCCAGAUCGAAGGCCAGGAUGCUGCUGACCAACCGACAACACACCAGCAAGGACGAUCCACCGAAAGCGCCACUACAAAGCAAGAUGACAUCGAAUUCCGACGAGCAAUCGAUAUGGCCGAAGAAUUGACUGGGCAGCCAUCGAUAUCAAUCCCUCCUAGAUGGAGUGCACCACCAGCACUCUGCAGCAAUCAGUCAUGCGUAUAUGUGAUGGAAUUGAAUGCAAACCCGCCAAGUUACUACGUUGGAGAAACUGAUUCCUUAUCGCAACGGCUGAAGAAACAUCGUAGCAAAGGCGCAGCCUGGUCCUCGGCUCGCGCAGUUGCCCUUCCUGUUUCGGACAAAUCCGAAGCGAGGGCAUGGGAAAGUCAACUGAUCCAGAAAAUGGUCCAGGCUGGCUUCCGAAUGGAGUCGAUCACUGACGGCAGAGUCCUUCGACAUCUGUAA